This is a messenger RNA of Cottoperca gobio, 2783 nucleotides long. It is a transcript of the gene cd9r, whose product is annotated as CD9 molecule related. The transcript has 9 exons. The coding region runs from base 132 to 965 and encodes 277 amino acids. Gene Ontology annotation, cellular component: plasma membrane. The record is from RefSeq and is a predicted model, not a curated record. NCBI's taxonomy places the organism in Eukaryota, Metazoa, Chordata, Actinopteri, Perciformes, Bovichtidae.
UGGGGCAGUAAAAGAGGCAAGCAGUGAGAUUGAGAAGGUGUAACCUGUAGAUGUUCGCUGUCUGAGAAGAGCUACCGCCAAAGUGUUUAACAAAUCCAGACCUCAAGAGUGGAUACACACUGCAAACAAUCAUGGCACUGGACGGAUGCAGCCUCGUCUGCAAAUACAUCCUCAUCCUUUUCAACAUCUUCUUUGCGCUGGUGGGGUUGGCCUUUCUGGGUCUCGGUCUGUGGCUGAGGUUCAGCGACAGCACCAGAGGCAUCUUCGAAAUAGAGGCCCUCAACUCAAGUGCAUUUGUUAUAGCUGUAACUGUACUGAUUGCGCUCGGCUCAGUGAUGCUGAUUGUGGUGGUGUUUGGAGACUACGGGGCCUGCAAUGAGAAAAGAUGUGCUCUGCAAGUGUUCUCUGCCCUGGUGACCAUUCUGGCGAUAGCUGAUGUUGUUAUUGCAGUGGCUGCUUAUUCCAGGACAUUUGAGAUUGGAUUGAGGAUGGUGGAGUUCUACAGUAGCAUUUAUACUCUGUAUUUGACCACGAGAGACCCAGUCAUCGCUGUCACGCUCACAUUCAUCCACGAGAUGCUUCACUGCUGUGGGGUGACCGGGGUCCCGGUGCUUGAGUAUGUUGUAAACACCUGUCCCAAACCAAAUGGGAUAUGGGAGUACAUCAAGAUGGAUGUCUGUCCCGCGGUCAUCAUAGAUGUCUUUAACAGUAAAGCACCACUGGUCAUGGGCUUCUUUGUUGGAACUGGAGCUCUUUUGAUCAUAGCUUUGAUUUGCAGCAUCACCAUCAGUAAAAAGAUCCAGUCAUCUCCUCAGUACAUGAUCCUGACUCUACCAGUCACUUCAGUCCCGCCUAACCCUCAAUCAUCUCAGCAUGAAUUUGUCUCCACCUACCUCUACCCUGACCAAGACCCCAUCGUCUUCACUCCUCUCUCUAUGACCAACAUCCCUCUGGCUACACCUUAGUUUCACUCUCGCCGGCUUGAUCACUCUGGCAUAUAGAAUACACGUUGGUGUUUUUAUCCAUUCUCUUCCCCUCUGAACAUUCUCAGCUCUUCUGUGCAUGCUCACCGCAGGGUGUUCAGCUCCUUUAAAAAAGACAAAUUCAAAAUGAAAGACCGUUGACACAAUUAUACCGGCACUUUCUCUGUUGGAACUGUUGGAUGGAUUCUUUCCCCUCAGAUUAUUGGCCAAAUGCUGAUAUUCCAAGCACUGCUACAGUGGGGAUUGACACACAUUUAAGUAAAAGAGCAAUGGCUUCUCUUGCAUUUUAAGAAAUUCUAUAGUUAUGGCGUAUAAAAAUGAUUGUAAAACACUAAAACUACAUAAUAUAAAUCACCUCCUCCCCCCCAUAAAAUGGAAAUUAGUUUUUUGCUGUCCCACCAUUGAAGGAAGCUGCUGCUGGGACUCUCUUUUGCAGAGAUAUAUCCUCUCAAAUCUCAUUUGUAAUCUGUAUAUCUACAGUUCAAGAAUACAUAUCCAGGGUUGGAUUAUUUUUCUUAAGUGUCUACUUAUUCCUCAUGGCAAAUGUUGCCUUCCACACAAGCUUCUCUUUGUGUGGCUGAAUGCAAAGUGCUAGCAUGAGCUGGUAUAUCUCUCUCUCACUCUCUCACUCACUCUCUCUCAAACUCAUUCUGUGGCUGGUUUAAUUCUGGGAGGUGAUGAGUAGGAAGCAGGUUUUUCACUGCUCGCUGUUCCAUCUCUGCUCUUUACUUCCCUCCUCCUUCUGCAUGACAGAUUACUGCCCUGGUCUGCAGCACUAUCCUCCUGAAACAGACCAAGAGAGACCAGCAGGCGGGCACUGCGUACUAUUCCAAUGUGUACUAACGAGAAGAUUCCGUUUUCAACCCUGACCCUCAUGGAUGGAGAUCCAUCGCUGGACUUAAAGUUAAACCAGCAAAAAAACAAAAAGUUUACAGAUCGCACUAGUUUUGGAACUGAACUACAAUUUAAAUUUGUUUUAAUAAUUUGACCCAUUGUGAGCAGAAACACAAAUACCUGCUUUGUUCAGAGCUAAUGACAAUGAAUAUUUUACGAUUUUAUUAUUCAUCUAGCUAGAAACUGUCACAGCUUGACAGCAAGUGUGUUCCAGCCUGACAGGCCUCUACAUCAUUGUGGGCGUACGAUAAGUAAUCUGACACAUCUGUUUAAUAAACUGAGGAAGAGAAGGGAAGACUUUGUUUGAAUUAAACUUCCAAACGUCCGUUAGUUUUUUUUCUUAAAGUUUUGUGCUUUAGUCUGUCGAUUUAUGUGGAAGAGUUAAAUACACUGAGCCACUGGGAAAUACCACUGUUUGAAUUAAUCAUUUAUACAAUUUAAACACUGUUUAAUGCGCGCGCCAAUGGCAGUAAUGUAUGUGCGUGUUACAUUGAGUAAUGUUACAUUGGUAAACAAGUGAUUUAUCCUUUGCCAUAGUUUUUCAAAAAUUGUAUUCCAUUUAAUGUUUUCUAUCCAUGAUUGUUCAGAGGGCCGCAGGACUGGGAAUAAAGUCAUGGGCCUUCUAGAGUGUGACAGAAAUGUUGCUCAGUCAUCAGCUCCUGUAAGAGGCGGUUAACUGACUGAACAGUUCAAGUGGCUUCAGAGCUUCUGUAAAUGCUGCUUUGACACAGAGGAAACACUUUGCCAUCAUCGCACAUUCGUUAAACUUUUUCAUUCCCUCAUGUUCCCGCUUCUGUGACCAAACAAAAAUGCAUUAAGUGUUCGGUUUAGAAUGAAAACUGUUUAGCUUCUUUUCUUUCACGAAUGUUCUCAAGUUUUUAAAUAAAUAUUACCGCCACCAUAUCA